Diospyros lotus (date-plum) is the source of this 2897-nucleotide messenger RNA. RefSeq names its product C2 domain-containing protein At1g53590-like. NCBI's taxonomy places the organism in Eukaryota, Viridiplantae, Streptophyta, Magnoliopsida, Ericales, Ebenaceae. The transcript is spliced from 12 exons. The record is from RefSeq and is a predicted model, not a curated record. Gene Ontology annotation, molecular function: lipid binding. The coding region runs from base 36 to 2582 and encodes 848 amino acids.
UAAUGUGAGAUUAAAAGUGUUUAUUUUGAGAUGGGAUGCAAAAAGUUGUUGGUGCCGGAGGUGAUUUCAGAUUUCGCUUCGAUUCCUUUGGAUUUUCUGUGAAUUGCGACGCUGCUCGAACUCGAUGCAAUUGUCUUUCCAAACUGUGCUCUCUACGCCAUGUAUGGCGAAUCGGUUGGAGUAGCUUAUUCCUUCUUCCGAUCGAUCAGAACCCCAGUGAAAGCCAGAGAGAAAAUGAAUACUUUGGUUUGCUGAUCUUUGAUAGGAGAGGAGAGGAGAGGAGAGGAGAGAAGAGCAAGGAAAUGGGCCUUUUGGAGGCUUCAAUUUUGCAUCACCUCUGCAUUGUGCUUCUUCUGAUUUGGUUCCUUUCUUCCUUCUUCAACUGUCGCCACCCUCUCGUCUUCUUCCUUUCUCUGAUCUACCUCUAUCUGGUCCACGAGCGGUAUGUGAUGCGGCUUCGGAGAAAACUGAGGUUCCAGGAAAGAAGGCGCUCGAAUCAGAGACGAGUACUUGCUGAUUCUGAAACUGUCAGAUGGUUGAACCAUGUGGUAGAAAAGAUUUGGCCUCUUUGUAUGGAGCAUAUUGUUUCACAGAAAAUUCUAGUACCUAUAAUACCUUGGUUCUUGCACAAGUUCAAACCAUGGACUGUGAGAGAAGCCAUUCUUCGGCAUCUAUAUAUGGGACGAUCACCUCCUGUGUUUACAGACAUGAGGGUCCUCCACCAAUCCAAUGCUGAUGACCACUUGGCUUUGGAGUUGGGAAUGAAUUUUCGGACUGCAGCUGAUAUGAGUGCAGUGCUUUCUGUGAAACUGAGAAAUAGAUUGGGUUUUGGGAUGAAGACAAAGUUGCAUCUGGUGGGAAUGCAUGUUGAAGGGAAGGUCUUGAUUGGGUUAAAGUUCCUUCCCCACUGGCCUUUCCUUGGUCGUUUGCGGGUAUGCUUUGUUGAGCCACCAUAUUUUCAGAUAACUGUGAAACCUAUUUUCAAUCGGGGUGUUGAUGUCACAGAACUCCCAGGGAUUGCUGGAUGGUUGGAUAAGCUUCUGGCUCUUGCGUUUGAGCAGACACUAGUUGAGCCCAAUAUGUUGGUUAUUGACAUGGAGAAAUUCAUUUCACCACAUGCAGAAAAUUGGUUUUCUGUGGAUGAGAAGGAGCCAGUUGGUUAUGCCUUGGUGGAAAUUAUUGAAGCAGCUGACAUGAAGCCAUCAGAUUUAAAUGGAUCAGCUAAUCCAUAUGUAAAAGGGAAACUUGGUCCUUACAGAUUCAGGACUAAGACGCAAAGGAAAACUUUGGCUCCAAAAUGGCGUGAGGCAUUUAAGGUUCCCAUUUGUACAUGGGAAUUGCCUAAUGUGCUAACUAUUGAAGUGCGUGACAAAGACCAUUUUAUUGAUGAUACCCUUGGAGAUUGUUCAAUAACAAUCAGCAACCUUAGGGGCGGGCAAAGACACGACAUGUGGUUGCCUCUUCAGAACAUCACAACAGGCCGAUUGCAUCUUGCCAUAACUGUUGAAGUCAAUAAAAAGGGACCAGAUCAGCCAACCGACAAUGAAUCAUUCAGUGACAAUACAGAUAAAAAUAUCGCUGCAAAUGAGACUUCUGACAAGGGUUCUAUUUCAUGUGGAUGGUCCAAGGAGGCAACAAAAGCAGCAGAUAAGUUUGAACCCAUUAACAUUGAAGGGCAACAACAAACUGGGAUAUGGGCCCCUCACCCAGGGAGUGAAGUUCCACAAACGUGGGAGCCUAGAAAGGGGAGGAGGAGGAUUCUUGACGCACAAAUUCAUGGGGAGGGUAGUGAUCAUAGGGGAAGGUUCAAAACAUUAGCUUUGGGAUGCAAUAUUGAUGACAGUAGCAGCACUGAUGAAGCCCAGGAAGGUAGUAAGGGAAGUCCAUCGAACAAAGUGCUGAGGAGCCUGCACAAUAUAGGUUCCAUAUUUCAGAAGAAUUGCAGAAAAGAGGACAUAUCCAGCAGCGUUGAAGAGCCAGUUUCAUCUCCACAUCCUAAUCUGAAGCCAGUCAAUACAGAGGACACUGGCGUGAAGCUUACAAUAGAGGAGGACAAGCCUUCCGUGGAGGUUCCAAAGUCAGAAGGUAUGGGGAAUCCAGAAGGAAGUGACAUGGAGAGCUCACACAAGACGCAUGUGAAGGACAUGGCAAAGAGCAUCUUUAAGCAUGCGGGGAAAUCUGCCCGUGGCAUCAGGAAUGCACUUUCUCAUAAAUGGUCAAAGAAGUACCAAGGUGAUUCAGGGUCAGUGUUGAUGGAGAGAGAGAUAUCUGUGCAGUCAGAGUCUUCUUCUGAUGAAGAAUCUUCUCCAUCAUCAUUUCCAACUUCCAGAGGGAUUCAAGUUGUUUCCAGAGACAUAUCCAGCUAUGGUAAUGAUUCUUAUCAACCCGGAGAACUUGAUGACCAAGAUAAUCAAAAUAAUUUCAAAAUGAACAUUCGGGAUCCAAUAAACCAGGUCAAUCCCAGAGAUGAUGGGGCGAUGGGUGUCUACUUAUCAGCUAGCUCCAGCGAAAAUGACGAUACACUAGUUGUUAAGGAGUUCCCAAAACCAAAGAUUUCAGAGGAAAAUUUGGAGAAUAGAUGACAGAUGAGAUCUCUCCCUUGUAGAAAUCUUGUAUGUGCUAGUGUAUAGUCAAAAUUUUUGAAUUUUGUUUCGAGUGAAGAUGAUGAGGCAAUGCUCAAUCUAGUUGCAUCUUUUAGAUCGCUCCAACUAGACAGGAACUUCAUGCUAGGUUUGGUUGUUGAUAUCGUUUCUUCUCAUAGUUUACAUGCGAUGAUUUAUGAGUGAGUGAUUACAUUCAUGUUUGGGAAAUUAUUAUUCCAAAAUAUUUCCACCCCACAACCCUAACUUGUGAAUUUUGCUCAGAAAUUAUAGUGAUAGAUAUCAUUCAUUUGGCUA